This is a messenger RNA of Adineta ricciae, 1344 nucleotides long. The record is from the annotation of a GenBank genome assembly. Lineage: Eukaryota; Metazoa; Rotifera; Eurotatoria; Adinetida; Adinetidae.
AUGCCACGAGAUAUUCGGUGUGUUAAACGAUCUCUUAUCGAUGGUUUAUUAGAAAUCUAUCGUUCGAAUCGUUUUCUUGCUCUGUGUUCAUUUCUUCUUAUUUUAUUCAUCUCAUCGGUGAUUCCAUUGUCAAUUAUCUGGCUAAUUCAAACGCUUUUUCUGGACAUUCGAAUUAUUCCGAUUUCAUCGCCAUAUUUAAGUACAAUUCUAACGAUAUGGUCUACAGUGGAGGUUCUUUUCUUGGUUUAUCAGGCUUAUUUAUAUUCGCGUAUACAACGACUUACUCCUACACCUUAUCUAUCAGCUGCAGAACGCGAGCAAAUAGUAUCAAAUGUAUUAGCUAAUAUAAAAGAUAUGCCCCGAACGUUAAGCAAGUGGUUUAUGGACCAUCCGUUUGAAGAUAUUAGUCGUCAAAGUGUAAUCAACUGGUUGGCAUUUGCAUUUUACUCGAAAAAACAUCACGAUUUAGACGAAAAUGAUUUGGAAGAACUUAAUCAACUCCUGGCAAAAGUCGAAAAUGCCCAUCAAUUAACUAUUUCAAAUGAUUCAUCGAUCGAUCAAGUUCCUUACAUGAAGCAUAUCCUCGAUCCUGUCCAUAUAAUAUUCCGCCCAUUCGUAUUCUAUUUCGUUACCGAUACAUUAUUAAACAGCAUCCUAGCGACAAGUAUCUUCUAUCUGAAAGGCUAUCAGUUCGUUCAAAUAGGCCAUCUUCCAUUUUGGACGUAUCAUGAUGAAACAUCAAAUGACAACAACGAACCAGAAGAAGAGCCCAUUAUCUUCUUUCACGGAAUCGGUGCUGGAUUAUUGAUGUACCAACCAUUUUUCACACGUAUUCAUAAACAAUUCUCUCGACGACGACGUAUCAUUUUAAUAUCGCUACGAUGUAUUUGUAUGCGAUAUCCAACAUUAUCAGAUAUUCCAAACAUGUCCGAAACUGUUGACUCUAUUCGAUUAAUAUUCGAACAUUACAAAAUGAAAAAAGCUAUUUUCAUCGGUCAUAGGUCAGAUUUGAUUUACACUAUAUCGCCUCUAUUUCGGUUGUUUUUGUUUAGUUAUGGUACGGCAUGUUUAUCAUGGAUUGUUCAAAAAUGUCCGCAAUACAUCUCACGAUUGAUCUUUCUCGAUCCAAUUUGUUUUUCAUUAUUCGAACCUUAUGUCAUCUACAAUUUUGUCUAUCGAAAACCGUACAAACUAGGACACCUUUAUAUGUACUACUUUGUUUGUCGAGAAUUAGGUAUAUCUUAUGUGAUAAGUCGUCAUUUUUGGUGGACACAAAACAAUUUNGGUGUUCGAAAUGUUGUUGUCGUCGUUGUUUGUCCUAUUGUUGUCGACGGACAACAAUAA